AUGCUAUAACCAGAUUUUAAACAUCAAACAUAAUCAUUUCGAAGAUGUGGGCUCCAUGCGGUGAACAACUUGCUUCAAGUAGAGAGAUAUACCUAUUAAGAUUUUGAAAAUAUUGGAAAAGAAAUUUAAAAAGAAACAAACUUAUCUCAUUAUACAUAUUUCAUUGGAAAUUAUGAUUUAAAUGUUUUGGAGAGAGUGUUAUAAAAAGAAUCGCUUGAAAUUGAAUGGAUUAAAAAGAACCAAAUAAUUGAUGAAGAUCUUAUUGCUGAUCCCUAAGUUUUUGGGUUUUUGAUUAGCUUGACCAAGCAACUCAAUUUCAUCGAGAGAGUUUGCUAAUGGGAUCCCAGACAUUGGAUUUCCAUAAGAAAACUUGUCAAGUCUAAUGGCGACUUUUAGUUUUAUUAUCAUGACUCACAAAAUAAAAGUCCGUAAAUUAAGGAGACUCCAGAGAUGAUUUUACAAUUGAUAGAAUUACAAAAGUCAAAAAAUGAAGAUAAUUUCAUAUUGUUAGUUAAGAAAAGAUGA
Molecule: messenger RNA, 525 nt
Organism: Paramecium tetraurelia
Lineage: Eukaryota; Ciliophora; Oligohymenophorea; Peniculida; Parameciidae
Exons: 1
Biological process (GO): protein deubiquitination
Molecular function (GO): cysteine-type deubiquitinase activity
Source: RefSeq, a predicted model, not a curated record